Molecule: messenger RNA, 990 nt
Organism: Sporothrix brasiliensis 5110
Lineage: Eukaryota; Fungi; Ascomycota; Sordariomycetes; Ophiostomatales; Ophiostomataceae
Product: rRNA 2'-O-methyltransferase fibrillarin
Exons: 3
Coding region: 1-990 (329 amino acids)
Biological process (GO): box C/D sno(s)RNA 3'-end processing; rRNA methylation
Cellular component (GO): nucleolus; small-subunit processome; box C/D methylation guide snoRNP complex
Molecular function (GO): histone H2AQ104 methyltransferase activity; RNA binding; rRNA methyltransferase activity
Source: RefSeq, a predicted model, not a curated record
AUGGGCUUCGUUCCUCGCGGUGGUGCUCGCGGUGGUAGCCGUGGCGGCUUUGGCGGCGGCGACCGCGGUGGCCGCGGUGGCUUCGGUGGCGGUCGUGGCGGUGCUCGUGGUGGCUUCGGCGGUGCUGGCCGUGGCGGGCCGGGCGGCGCUGGCGGUCGCGGCGGUGGCCGUGGUGGUGCUCGUGGUGGUGCUCGUGGUCGUGGCGGCCGUGGUGGCGGUCGUGGUGGUGCCAGCGGUGCCAGCGGUGGCAAGAAGGUCGUUGUUGAGCCGCAUCGUCACAAGGGUAUCUUCGUCGCUCGCGGCGGCAAGGAGGAUCUGCUGGCCACUGGCAACUUCGCCCCUGGCAUCUCGGUUUACGGCGAGAAGCGCAUUACUGUCGAGAACACAGCCAAGAACGAGGACGGCACGCCAGCUGGCAAGGUCGAGUACCGCAUCUGGAACCCUUUCCGGUCCAAGCUGGCUGCCGGUAUUCUGGGCGGUGUCGACAAUCUGUUCAUCAAGCCCGGCUCCAAGGUCCUUUACCUCGGUGCGGCCUCUGGCACGUCCGUCUCCCACGUUUCCGACCUGGUCGGCCCCACCGGCAUGGUGUACGCCGUCGAGUUCAGCCACCGUUCUGGCCGUGACCUGAUCAACAUGGCGUCCAAGCGCCCCAACAUCGUCCCCAUUGUCCAGGACGCCCGCCACCCGCUCAAGUACCGCUUCCUCGUCCCCAUGGUCGACGUCGUCUUCUCCGAUGUCGCCCAGCCCGACCAGGCCCGUAUCGUCGCCCUCAACUCCAGCAUGUUCCUGCGGCAAGGUGGUGGCCUGCUGCUGAGUAUCAAGGCCAACUGUAUCGACUCGACGGCGGCGCCCGAGGCCGUUUUCGCCAGCGAGGUGCAGAAGCUCAAGGAGUCGCGCUUCUUCCCCAAGGAGCAGCUGACUCUGGAGCCGUACGAGCGUGACCAUGCCCUCGUCGCGGCCGUGUACCUGCAGAAGGAGUUCGAGGGUUAA